Molecule: messenger RNA, 18203 nt
Organism: Xyrichtys novacula (pearly razorfish)
Lineage: Eukaryota; Metazoa; Chordata; Actinopteri; Labriformes; Labridae
Source: the annotation of a GenBank genome assembly
AGUCAUGGGCCUCUAAGGUCGUCCAGCUUGUCUCCCUUAUACAGCGCCCCUGAACACAUGCACACUGACCCUGAAAGAGUCAGUCAGGACAUGUUAAAAAAAGCCAAAGAGGAUAUGUUACAUUUAUGUCAAAUACCAAGUAUUCAACGCUUGGUUUAGAUGGUGUGUCUGCCCCAAAGAAACAUUAAUAGUGUUAGAUAAAUCCUGCAGAGUUCUGUAAUCUGUAAUAAUCCCUCAUUUGCAUGUGUUGUCCCGUGGAUCUUUUCAAGCAGUUUAGAAAUAUUCAGAAAUAUUUCUUCUUAGAUCAGAUAUUCUUAUUUAAUACCAUAAUUGCAGUAUAAUGCAUUAAUGAGAAAGAUCUUUGAUAUCUUUGCUUAUUGGUCAGUUUCUGCUUUGUACUCCACUCAGUCUGCUGCCUUUUUGGUCACAGGUUAGAUUGUUUUUCCACUGAUUUGUCAGUUGUAGAGAAUUUGGUGGACUUGGCUCAACUGUGAUGUUUUUGUUUUUCCCUAUGAUCUGUGGAUGAUUUUACUUUACUUUAAUGUAAAUGAUUUAUUUACAUAUAUUUAGGCUGGAGGAUUUAGCAAAUUAAAAAUACUUCAAAGAAAAUUAGAGAAGUUAGAGCCAAAUAUGGCCGGAAAAACGCACCAAACACGUUACAUGUAAACCAAAAGUCAUCGCAAUUCUAGUAUAGGUUCACAGUGCAGCAGAGGAGAGAAACCUUGGCCACACCGUGUGAAAAUAAACCUUUACUGCCGAUCUUCAGUGACUAAAAUAGUUCGCUAUAGUGUUAACUUUUGGUUUAAAACCUUUAAAUCGACACUUGAAGCUGUUCUGGUAGAUGUACCGCAGCUUUGUCUUAUUUAUGUGCAGAAAUGGCGGAGAAACAAGUUUAAAUAUAUAAACAAUGAAUUAAUUGUGCGUCAUUUUCCUCUGCUUGGACUACAGUCUUGUGCGCACAAGAAAAUAACUUUGAGUUGUGUGCACUAGAUAAUAAGUUGCGUGGACGAGAUAAUCAGCUCUCUCACUCAAACAUUUUGUGCGCACAAGAAACAGUUUGUCUAGGAUUCCCGAGGCCUGGUCGAACUAUAAGAACCUGACUGGUUUGGAUCAGGUCGGACAGAUGUGAAACUAUCAUAGUGAUCAUGUGGGACUCACAGUUUUGCACUCAGUCUGUGGAUCCUUUUCCACAACCCCAGUGUUUGUGUUCACUGUCUGUCUUAUGGGCCUAAAGGUGACGCACAGUCACACCUCACGGUCCCUCUGCUGACAUCACCACCACCACCACCACCAUCAGCAGCAGCAGUAGUAGACACAGAUCUGAUGUUAUACCCCAACCCGCCUCUCAAACAUUACUCUCCACUUUCCUGCUCAUACAUCUUCCUGCUUUUGCAUAAACGGCCAAUUACCGUGUCAGUAAGCAGAUCUGAGGCCCGGUGCAUCCUCUCGUCUCUAUUCAUUUGAUUGUAACGCGCAAAUAUAAACAGGCCUAAUAGCAGCUCCGCUCGCGCUGCCCUCGUCCCCGCGCCGUUAUUGAUAUGGCUCUGAAUCCACACAAUUGAUUUUUAUGCUUCCCUCUAGCCACCUUGUGCAGUGGAGAGAUAUCUUUAUUCGCAGGGAAAGUGAAAUAAGUGCGUAAUAAAACGGUGAUAUAUUAAAUUCGUUUUUCCCCGUGUCGCGCUUUUAUUAUCAGCCAUUUUUCAUUUUUAUUGAAUUGAGACCAGGGCGAUCUGAGGCGUCGCUCCGGGCGGAGAGAGCAGGAAUAAUUUGUGCAAAUCAGCAACUCAGGGGCUCAGAUCAUGAGCUGACUAUUUAUUUGUUUAAUUAUCUAUCUAUCUAUCUAUCUAUCUAUCUAUCUAUCUAUCUAUCUAUCUAUCUAUCUAUCUAUCUAUCUAUCUAUCUAUCUAUCUAUCUAUCUAUCUAUCUAUCUAUCUAUCUAUCUAUCUAUCUAGUGUCAUUACUUGGGUUGUCGUGCGUCAGAGUGGGCCAAUCAGCGCCUUUGAAUCAGGCCUAAACUCUGCACGUUUCACGUCAAUAUCAGUGGAUUUAUAUCUUCAUUGCGCAACAGAUUAUUGCCCCAGCAGCUCGUGCACAAAUAAAUCUGAUCCAGUGUUUGUUGUCUCAUGCAGGGUGUUAAAAAAAGGGGGCGAUACCAUUCAGGCCAAAUUUCCAGACUGAUACGCAUCCGUGCGUAAUGCUCGUGGACCCAAAUGUAGGAGACGUGUGCUUUUAAGUGGCUAUAAGGUGGGGGGAUAAUUGCGAUAAGGUGAGCGUAAACACAAAAUUGCAGCCUUGAAGACAAAGUGCUGCAAACCUCCUGUCAGCUGAAGUAACAAAUCAUGAGCAACAGCAGGAGUGUUUUGAGGUGGAACAGAGAUCCCAAACAGAAUCUCACUGUAGAAAAGCCUCCAGUGGCCUAAAUGAACGAGCUCUGAGUAAAUGUUUAACCUUGUGAAAAUAUAUUUUCUACUCAGACUAUAAAAUGUUAAAAGUUGGAAAAAGAAGGGGACAAAAUUUUUGAAAAUUGCACUUGAUGUUGAAAUAAAUCUGAAAGCUUCUCAUCUAUUUUUGGACAAAAAAUGCCAAAUCUUUUCUUUUUAAAUUCAUGUUUUUUUUUUUUUAAAUUUCCCUUUUUUUUUUUAAUAAUUUUUAUUUAUCAUAGAGUAAAUGUCCUCUAUGAAUCAGAGUUUUUCACAUUUACUGGGAGGUAUUUUGUAGCACCAAGUGUUGAAUACAUUGUUUAAAAUACAGAGGAAUUAAAAUGGGACAAAGUCUCUCCUUAAAAUAGUAAAGAAAAAAAACUUAAUUUUGACUCUUCAUUAGACUGUUUUUUCUUCUUCUUUCAAGUGUCCUAUUUCAGUGAUUUCUCCUGUAUAGAUAGAUUAAAUGGGUCUUAAUAAUGUUGAUCAUGUGGACGCACAUUGACGCGAAACUGUUUGGAAACCUCUUGACCCGUUUUGUGCCUCCAGCGCCACUAAAAGGAACAAACUCUCCUGUUAAGCAGCAGAAAAAGCUGCACAAGAUAAAGCAAGCUGCGGCUUCUUUAAGACAUCCGAGCAAAACAACUGCCCUACAGAGGAAGAGGAGGAGGAGGAGGAGGGGAGAGAGAGGGAGGGAGGGAGGUUUGGCUGGAUGACCGAAUGGCAGCUUUUACGCAGAGGGUUGUCUCACCUGCUGAAACGCACUUCACCAUUCAGCACAACAGAGCCAUCUUUCGCUCUCAACUCCAAUUAAUCUCCACGCCUGCGAGGUCAGCGCUUCGUUUUCGCCUCUCCGGCUUUGUUUUGUUUCGUCUGUUGCUUUAUUUUGAUGCGACGAGCCGUGGACACCCCACCAUUCCCUUUGCGUGUGGAUCGUGGCUGGCAGAGUAAGGGGAACAAAGCGCAUCCAAGCUCUCCAGAAAACCACAAAAACGCGGAUUUUUGUCUGUAAGUACUCAGGAUAACCAUUCUGCAUCUUCCGCCUGCUGUUAGGCUACCUUCGUGUAGUAAAUCGGGUAAGAACGCGCUGUUAAAGAUGGAUACGCUUUUUCUUAGUCCGAUGGAAAGGCUUUUAAUUUAGGGUACACCCGAUCCUGCUGCUGGACAAAAAUGAUGGAAAGAUUUUGGAAAGAGCUGCUGGACACGCUGAUGAUGGUUUCCUGGGAGUAGAAGAGGCCUGUGUCGAUGCUCGACCACAAAAAAAUCUGCAGCACACACACAAACAUUUCAUCUCCCAAGGCGUCAAUCGCUACAUGACAAAAAUAAUCCAAUAAUUGUUAGAACAAACUGACAGAAACAACAGAGGCAGAAAGUAUGGAGCACACCGGGAUCGAGGAGGUGAACCAGACGCACCAGCAGCAGCAUGAGCCCAUCAGCUUCGGCAUCGACCAGAUCCUCAACAGCUCGGACCAGUCCAGCGGCUGCUUGCUGCCCAACCGGACCGGCGACCCGGAUUACGCGCUGGCCUCCAACGUCUACAGCAACGGCUACAACAGCGUCUACAACCCGGCCUGCUCCAUGGCGGCAGCGGCGGGUCUGGCGGGGUCCUACAAUGUCAACAUGAACAUGAACGUUAGUAUGAACAUGAACGUUAACGUGAACUCUGGAGGCGCAGGUGGAGUGAUCAGAGUGCCGGCGCACAGACCCAUGCCUCCUCCGCCCGCUGCUGCAGCGCCGCAUCCGCCCCCUGCGACGCAUCCGCCGGGCAUUGGACCCGGCAUCGCCUCGGUGCCCGGGAUGGGGAUGGGGAACGCAGCGAACUUCACCUUUCCUUGGAUGGAGAGCAGUAGGAGGUUUGCCAAGGACAGACUAACAGGUAACAAGAGUUUACUUGUCAUCCUGCUGCUCAUUUGGUCCUAUUUGUGUUUCUGUUAUAGGCCAGAGGAUCUGUGGCACUUAAACGCACAUCCAAACUCACUUAAAAACAGACCAAACACCUAGACAGAGAAAUAGUAUUACUGCACUUCCCCUGUCUUGCCUUAUUCUGACACUUCUCUUGAAAUUCAGGCCUCUCGUGUGUGCGCCAAAGUGGGCCUAAUAGCUCUUGAAGAGUGCAUCUGAUUUCAUCUUUAGGUUGUUAUACGUAUCCAAUCGUUCACGCACAAACACACGCAGAGUGAGUUUUAUGCUGCAGGAAGGGCAGUCUGAUAAACGAGGGCAGAAAUUGGCGCAGACAUGCUGAUGAAUCAGUAUUGGACCAUCACUCUCCAUUUACAGCGGAUGACGGAUAACGACGUUCCCUUUCUUUUCAUGAGGAUGAAUGAUUUUUUAUCUUGGAGCCAAUUGAGAAAACAGGAAGAUGAGUCAUAACAGUAAUAAAAUAUGGCAGCUUUAAAUGUAGCUUAACAGCAGGUAUCACUAACCUGUCAUUGUGUUAGUACAAAAUCACAACUAUGGAGGCGACACAUUCAAAUUAAUGUUCCAAUUACGCACAGACCUUAAAAUAAAUCUCAAACGACUCACACUUUUUGGUUUACUUUUAUGGAGCCCAGGAAGAGGCUUUUGACCUCACAGAUUCGCUUUUACAACUUUUUAUAUGAAUUUAAGUGCUGCGUGUAUUUCUCUGUUAAAAUGCAGAUUUGGAGAGAAAGCAGAAGAAAGAACACCUGUGCGUAAUUCUGUUUACUGCCAUAAUAGUGGAACAUGACAGGGAUUGAUUAGUUAUUUUUAACCCUAAAUAUGUGAAGAUUUUAUUUAUUUUGAUUCUUUAUCCAUGAGGAAAAUAUUCAAAAAGAUCCCAAUCUUUCAAACUCGAACUUUUUUAUUACAAUCAAAUGUUGCAUGAUCCAAAUAAUUAUUCCCGUCUGUUUAAUUUUAGGAAAACGUUCAGGUUAGGAUUAAAAUAUAUUUAUAUUAGUUUUAAGGUGAUUUUUUUCAGGUGUGUGUGGUCAUUAAAAAAGAGCAGUGGAAAUCUCCCUAAGGGUAAAAUGAGGCAAAAAAGAAAAAAAAAACUACAUGAAUAAAAAUUACCAAGUAUCAAUUUUCCACGUAAAAUUUUACCUUUAGUGUUUGGCUGUAACAAUCCCCCACUUUUGUAAUUUUAUUUUGUUAAUAAAACCCAAUUUUUGGAAAGGUAGAUCUACAUUUGCGCACAAAAACAGACAAUUUUAACGUAGAAGAACCUUUCCAGGUCAUCAAUUUACUCACACGUGUAAAAAUUCGCCGUGAUUUUUAAGAAAAUGGCGAAUUAAGGAUUGAUGACACGCAGACUAUCAACAUUUUCAAAAUAAAAGUAAAGAUAAUUGAUCACAACUUUGCCUCAGAGUUGUUGUUUAUUUAACGUGACUUUCCUCUGAUAGGACGUGGGGUGGUGGGGGUGUUCCCUCUGCUCUUUUCUCAUGACCUCAUCGUUAUGAAGCUGAAAAUGAAGAACCUCAUGGAUUGGCGCCACCUCCCUCCACGUCUCCACGCAUUAAAUAUUCACUCUUCGCUUUCUUUUACGCUGAUGAAUUAUUAAAUACUGGGGGACGAUAUGUCAGCUGCAAACAGAUCCAGUGUAAAUAGGCUUAUCAAUUCUCCUCAUAGUCACCGAGGGCCUCUCGUUUAAUUUCUCUUCUGCUUUGUGUCGCUGUAAUUAUUUCGCAGCUUAUAUCUUUCCACUGUAUUGAUCAGGCCAAGAUCAGCUACAGCAGCACACACUCUAACACACACACACACACACACUGUAACACACACACACAGUCACAUCCAGCCUGCUCUGUUUCCUAUAAAACGCCGUAAAUCAAAUGCACUAUCAUCUCCCUGAUGGACACAGGAGCUUUUUCAAUGUUCCUCUCUGUCUCGUGUUUUCCCCCCUCGCGCUCCACGGUGAAACCGGAGCAGAAAAAACGGCCUCGUGCAGCUUUAAACAGCUUAAACAUUUUUUUUUUGCUUCAAGCUUCAGCUUCAGCCGUGGGAGGUGAUGGUGAUUUUAUUUAUUUUGCAGGGAUGUAAACGAAACCUGCUCGGUUUUUUGUGCACAACACACUUCCGUCAUUAGUCAUCCUGGCAAGAGUCCUCGUGGCAUAAAUUUCACAUUAUAGAUCACGAGGAUUUAAUCAGACUGAUGAAGAGGAUUAAAGAUGUUAAAAAAGUCCACAGCAAGGAGGAGAGCUGUUUGUUUACUGGAGGGUUUUUAUUAUUAUUAUUACUAUUAUCAUUAUUAUUAUUAUUAUUAUCUCUCCAUUAACCACAUGGCUGUCAACUCAUUGGUUUAUGUCUUACAAAAAAAGGUAAAUUCUUGCUGAUUUAAUUGAUGUAACUUUAAGUCAAAAUAAAGCUUUACUACUUUACUACUAAAAAAAACAUUACUACUACUACUACUACUACUUCUACUACUCUUCCUCUUCUUCUUCUUAUUAUUAUUAUUCAUUAUUACUAUUGUUAUUAUUGUUAUUUUCAUUAUUGGUUAAUGUCUUUAAAAAAAGGAAAAGAAAAAGCUAAAUUCUUACCAAUAUAAUUGAUCAAACUUAUGGUCAAAAUAAAAUUUAGUUAAAGAUAUGUCAAGACAGAAUUUUCUAAAAACAUAAUUUAGAAAGAAGCAUUGAAUCAUCAUCAUCAUCAUCAUCAUUAUUAUUAUUAUUAUUAUUAUUAUCUCCCCAUGAACUACAUGGCUGUCAACUGAUUGGUUACUGUCUAAAAUAAAUAAAUAAAAAAAAAAAAAAAAAAAGAUAAAUUCUUGGCAAUUAAAUUGAUGUAACUUCAAAUCAAAAUAAAAUUUAUUUUAAGAUAUGACAAGACAGAAUUUUCUAAAAACAUAAUUUAGAAAGAAACACUAUUAUUAUUAUUAUUAUUAUUAUUAUAAUUAUUAUUAUUAUUAUUAAAUUAUCUACAUUGCUGUCAACUGAUUGGAUAAUGUCUAAAAAUGUUUUAAAAAUACUAGUAAAUACAAAGGUAAAUCCUUGCCAAUUUUGUUGUAUUGAUCUAACUUCGAGUCAAAAUAAAACUUAGUUUAAGAUGUGUUUCCAAAAAAUAAAAAACAAAAACGUCCCUGUUGUAUUUUUUUUUUUACUUAUUUCAAUCAAUUGAGUCCUCAUUUUUGGCCCAUAUGAUAAAACGCCUCUCUGCACUGCCAGCUAUGACUUCAUUGUACAGAGGUCACAAUACUGACAAAAGACUCUGUAACUGUUGUCAGAAACUUCAGACCCCAAAUCACUUCACACACUCAUGCUGUCGGUAAAAUAAGUCUGAGGAAAGGUGCUAGUACGUUAUUUGGGAAGCAUAUCUCACUCUCCCCCACUCCCACCGUCAUGAUAUUAAAGUAAGUAGUCAGCACUUUAAGUACAGGUCUGUUAAAAUGCUUUUACUGGAGUAGAUUCACAGACUGGUGGUUUUAUUUCUACUCAAAGUUAAAUAUAAUUAAGGUAACUGAAAUUUCCGUGGAGUAGGUUUGAAUAUUUUAGGAGCUAUUUAUUCCACCCCUGAAAACUAUUGUUUUUUAGUAGUAGUAGCAGUAGUAGUAGUAGUAGUAGUAGUAGUAGUAGUAGCCGUGGGGAGUAUAGGGAUUAAUAGGCCUUGAUAAUUGAUGGUCGUAUCGUUUCAUCAAUAGCGUUUUCCCCCAGUCUUUUAUUUUGAAAUAUUCAACCUAAAUAUGUUUAUUUCUAAACCCUGAUAUCUAAAACCUGCUCAAAGAAGCCAAGUGUUAUUAAAAGGCCACGGGAAUCUGUUAUUGUGAGGGUUCAUCAACAUUAGCGUGUCUGCUUUGUGCUUUUAUUUUGAAAUCUUCGAGCGACUUCAAGUUUAUUUCCUCAUUCUAAACAACUAAAAGGCUAAGACAGAUAAUAUUUAAAGGCCAUGAUAAUUGGUGGUUGUAAGAUGACAUUAAAAGCAACAUUUUUCUCAGGGCUUUUACUUUGAAAUUUUCACUUUAUUUAACAUUUUUCUUUAUUUUCAUGUUGUUUAUCAGCUGCGUAAUGUUUGGUGAUGGUCUCAUUGAUACACGACAUGGAGCUAAUAGAAACCUAUUUUUUUCUUCUUUUUUAAAAACUAUUUGAUAAAAUUGAUACAUACCCAUUAAUUAAAUACAUAUAUUUUUUUAAAGUGUUGGCCCAGGCACUAUAAGAAAACGCAAAACUACAAUUAGAAAAUAAAUUAAAUUCAUUAAAAUCAUUUGAGUAAUAGUAAUAAUAAUAAUAAUAAUAAUAAUAAUAAUAAUAAUAAUAAUAAUAAUAAUAAAUGUGUAUCGUUUGGUAACUCUCUCCUUCCGGUCACGUAGCACCAAUAAAACUCCUAAUUAAACUUUUGGGGUUUUUUUCUCUCAACAUCUCAAACGCCACGCUUUUAUUUCCGCUCUGCACGCGCUCCUGCUGUCCUCGUGGCUCCACGCUUCUCUCUCUCUCCCUCUCUCUCUGACAGGAGCCAGCGUAUCCCUGCGUUUUGUCCCGUAUAGUGUAAUAAAUAGCAAUAUAUGUUCAUGUUAUAUUUCAAUAUCCCCUUUAGAAUCCUUCACGGCUGUAUUUAUUAGAUUGCUGCAGAGGUAAUAUCCGCAGAGGGGAAGGGAGGCGCUGUCACACACAAGUGUUAUUAAGUAGAGCUGCUUUUAUUAUGGGAAACACAUCCUCCACGGUAGCAUUUUAUUUUUUCAUGUGCUUAUGCUAAAUUGUAUUACCCGGGCUGCACAUUUAGUACACUCGCUCAUUUUGUUUUUCAUUUGGAGGAGGGGGACAAAAAACAUUUCACUCUUUCUUUUGUUUUCCUUCUUCCUUUCUCUAUUUAUAAAACAGGAACCUGAUUUUCUCUCCAUUCUUGCACUGAUUUAGCAUCAUCUCUCCUCAGAGGUGUUAUAAUAAGCAGCUUCACUGUUAUCCACGCUGUUCAGGAUGAUAGAUCUUUGUUUAUCUCAGCAGGAUGAAAAGACUGAAAUCUUCUAACUAUAGUCGGCUACAUGUCUUGUUUGUGUUAAAUUCCCUCAUCAAUGCAAAACAGAUAUGAGUAUUCGUUGAAAUUUCAAGUACAAAUAAUAUGCAUUUUACACCUUUUAGAUCGGUGUCCCUUUACUUAAUAAACAUUAAAAAGGAUAGUUGUGGGAUAAAUUGCUUCUAAAGACAAUAUUGUCUUAACGUAAGGGAAUAAUCAACACAUUUGCAUGCUAAAAUGACAAUAAUUCAUGGAUAAUGGUUAUUUCCAUCCAUGUAAUUUCAUUAAAACUGAUGCAGCUGUGCAGGGAAAGUCUUUUAUUUUGAAAUUAGUAUGAAUUCCAGGCUUUAGAUUGAAAACAAACCUAAAGAUUUCAGUGUUUCUCAUCCAGUCAACAUAAUUAUAGUAAUGCAAUAAUCCUGCAGCAUAUCUGAUUCCUGAGACGCUGUAUAUUUACGUUCUGCGUCUUAAACGUGAAACCACUCUGCUGUGUGGAGUAUUUCUCAGCAUUCUGCUCACUCUCUCUGCAGUUGUCAGUGUCCAAACGCUCCUGCUGCGUGCUGUGUUCCUCUUGUGUUCCCUCUGAACGUGCUUGUAUGCGCCUGGUCCAUUAGUUAGCCCCGCAGAUGGCCUGAAAUAGCUGUCUAAUGCGGUAUUAGUUAGCCAGACCUGCUGCUGGGAGCAACAACAGGCCUGUUUGGCUCUCUGCGUGUAACCCGAAUAAGGCUGCAUCUAUUUUUUGGACUGUGAGAAACCGAGAAAGAGCGAAUAAUAAUGUUUGGAUCUAUAAACAUCAUAGAAAAGUCCAAUAAAAUGAGAUUAUGUUAGAGAUAGAGUCGCUUUAAUCUCACUUUUAAGGGUUACAGAGGUGCUGGUGUGUUAGAGAGGAAGCUUCACAGAAGUAUCACAAACAUCAGGGGGAUUUUGCUACCAUAAACUUGUGAUUAAAUACCAUAGAUGCCUGUCUGAGUCCCAUAAGGAAUAUUAGUGAGAUACAAUUACCAUUUAUGCUACUACUGAGCAUCAGAGCUACACAUAAUGUGAAACCUGAUAAUAAUAUUAAAGGCAUAUUACAGCAGAAGAUUAAAAAUAAUAAUGAGAGGAAGCAAAAGAAAACACUGUCACGAUGACUCCAGUUUAAAAGCACAAUAAAAGAGCGGUGGAUUUUCAUAAAUCUGCUUCGUUAAUUUACACUCAGGUAAUCUUAACUUUAUGUGACCUACAGUGAGGCACGCCGCCGCUCUUCAUCUCUAUUUUACAAACCAUCUGCUGGUGUACGCCUCAAUUUGCCACUCGUGUUCAGCACCAUCAGGGGACGUCUGCAGCUCCCUGGGAACGACUGCCGAGUGCAUAAUCGCUUCAUGUUCCAUUUUCCAUCCAAAUUGUCAUCGUCUGCGCUGCAAAUGAAUUUUCAGAAACUGUGCGAGCAGCAGCGGUGGCAGCACGUGGCCCCCUCCAGGGACACCUAUGCAGAUGUUUUCAUAUUCAUUUUGGCUUCUGGUGAGCUUUUCCCUGACAAAACAACAACAAAUAAACAUCCUGUAAGACAGGAGGCACAACAGCUUGUUGGGAGGAGUGGCACACGGAUUCAGAUCCUUGUUUUCCCUCUUUUUUUUUUCUCUCCUGGUUGUUGAUUUCCAUUCUCCCUCAAAAUGAGAAUGUGGACGGGGAGUGGAUCCAUGGCCAAAAACGAUCUCGUUACACUUAUUGAUCUUCUGUUUACCCAUGGCUGACAAAAUAGACAGGAUUCAUAGAUAUUUUAUGAUGCAGAGGAUAAGUUGUUAUUAAUACCCAGGCAGUAAGGAGCAGAUGAUAGGAACACACAUUUGCUCAUACACUCACAGUUGCAUAUAAACAUAUCUGAGAAGUACAAUAAGCAUCAUUUUACAUCAUCAAGGAGGUCUGUUAUGAAGAAAUGAUGACCCACGCUGUCAGUCGAUGGUGUUUCAAUGCUUUGUGUGUGUAAAAGUGACAUUUCUGUGUAUGUUCGUCAGGUUAAUUCAAGGACAAACUUCAAAUAAUGAGAAAAUGUCUGAUAUUGUAAUGGGAAAUACUCAAUUUAUACGUGAGAGAUGUUUCCAGCCAAAAGUAGAUGUUUGAAUAUUUUAAAAUUUGGUAAGUUUGAGUUCUGCAGAGAAAUAUACACUUGUAUGGGAAGCCUUUUGAGCCAAAAUUACACAAAAAUAUGCAUAUAUAUUUAAAUGCUGUUGUAAUGUUUGAUUAAACUUAGAAUAUUUUGUGCCAAACUGAGUAUUUUCAAAGGUUUUAAUGUGAAAGUAAACAUCAUAAUAGGUAUAAUACUGUAACUGCCGAUACUUAUGAUGGAUGUGGAAAAUACCUGUGACAAAAUUCAACACUUUUGAAAUGUUGAAGUCUGUAUGGAGGAAAUUUAGUGCUGAAAUUAAAUAUUGUCGAAUAACUUUGAUCUAAUCACUCUGCUGGAAAAAUGAAUGAAGUAUCUCUGCACGUCUUUAUGUUUGUAUUUUGUAAAUAAUAUAUCAGGCAGUAAGGUCAGGAUCUGCUUUUUUCUUGUGAGAACGUUUUUUAUGAAUUGGCGCCAUGAUAAAAAAAGAUUGAUCGUUCGCUUGUGCCAUUGCUUAGAGCGGGUUUAUGAUAUAAUCACGGUGAUAGAGUUCUGUUUUGACCCUCGCACUGACUGUGAUUGUCUGAUUUGUGGUCGGUAUGAGCUUCAUUCACCUUGUUCCUCAUCAGUCUAAAUGGCAGAUAUCUCAUUUUGAAGUAAACCUUUCCAAACGCUAACUUUAGUCUCUGGCAGUAAAUAAUGUUAAAGCAGACUCUGCUCAUCAUUCAGGGAUCCUUCAUGUGAUUAGCUGCUAUGCGUCGGCGCCUGCACAGCGCUGGCUGCUGCUGUGCUCCAGAUGUGGGACCUCAAUGUGUCUCCCUUUCCUUUAGGGGAGCAGGCAGAGGAGAGCCGAGCCGGAGAGGCCACAGGGGGGCCGGGGGUCGCCGGGUCCCUCUGCCCUCUCCCCAAGGGAGACAUCGGCAGGGUCCCUGUCUGGAGCACUGUGGAGACGUUAGCUAAAUGCUAUUACCCUGAGCUCGCUCACCUGCGAGACGGCAAUGGCCUUCUAGCAGACUAUCCUUUCCCAAAGGGGGCUUGCCCAGGUGAGUGACCCCCUACCCCUCAAAACAACCUCCCUGAAUGUUUUACAGAUGAUUGUUAUGUGCAAUAUUUCACAUGUUUUUGUGCCUGUUUGAAGAAAAUGUGAAAACGUCUAUCAAUGGCGUGUUGAAUUGGCAUUGCUCAGCUUUAGGAUGCAAACCAAGAGCCGUAUUUUUCCUUGAAUAGUUUCUGUAACUGGUCCUACGUAUUCUUGGACUUCCUUUCUGCAUGAAUCAGACCGCUGCUUGGUUCUCAAAAUCUGGCAGAGGAAUAUCAGUCAUAAUCACAUUUAUCUUCUUCAACUGGCAGCUUCUGGGCCUUCUCUUAGACUCCCCGAACACACUGGCCUUUUCCAGAGUUAAGACAAAAUGGAUAAUAAUUUUAUCUAGCCGAGGACUGGAAAACAAAAUUAUGUUUGCAACAUGAGCGAACAAACAAAAGCCCCAGGGAAAUAAGUUUAGACAGAUCGUAUAAAAAACUCACAAAAACCUGAAUAACUCACAGUAAUCUAGUUUCUGAUGUUAAAAACAGCUGUAGAACCAUCAAACUCGGUCUAAUAAACCCUUUUUUUUGUCUGCUUCUCCAGCUGCCCUCUCACCCUUCUCCGUGACCCGCCGUAUCGGACACCCUUACCAGAACCGGACGCCGCCCAAAAGGAAAAAGCCCCGCACCUCCUUCAGCCGGGUGCAGAUCUGCGAGCUGGAGAAACGUUUUCACCGGCAGAAGUACUUGGCGUCGGCCGAGCGCGCCACCUUGGCGAAAGCCCUGAAGAUGACGGACGCACAAGUCAAGACCUGGUUUCAGAACAGACGGACAAAAUGGCGGUAAGGCUGCAGCAGGGCGCUCCUUCACUUUGAGUGUUGUCUUGGGCGGUUUAAUGUGGUAUUAAAGUGGGGGAUAGUAAAGCUGAGGCGCCAUAACUCUCUCUUUUAGUGCCACGCUUUGCCUCCGUAGAGGCUGUGGUGAUUUAAGAAGCUUUUUAGGAAGAUUUUUACUCAGAGGACUCCUUUAAAAUUUAUCUCCUCGCUCCAUACGUUGACAGAAAUGAGAGUUUUUCCUACCCCGGCUUCGAUUGUUGGCCUGCAGCUGGAACAAUCUGAGACGCCGCACAAACACAACACCUAUUUUGCUUAGCUUAGCUGCCAAUCGAGGCCAGUUCACUUGACCAAGCACAAUUACUCGUGAGCGUCCUGAAAGGCCUUUUAGAAAGCUGCUGUCCAAAGCAAUACUGAAACACUCACAGGAGGAAUCCACUGCCAAGCCCAUAGACAGAGAGCACACACACACACACACACACACACACACACACACACACACACACACACACACACACACACACGUUCACUUCAUUCUAGCUGUUGUUUAUGGCCAUUUGGAAGUAAAUGAGAAGGAAAUCAAAUUAUGAAGCCCUGCCCAUACUUAAAGGGACAGGACGCAUAUUUCAAGAGCGCAUUACAAACAGCUAAUAACCUCUUAGGGUUUAAUGUUUUAAGACUUUAAGAAUGAUUUUUCAGUUUCAAGCACAAAGAAAAUGCUUAAUAACUUUAGUUUUUCAGAGUGAAUGAACAUUUCAUGUGUGUUUUUUAUCAUCUUAUUCUUUAUAAAAGAGGUAAAUGUCUUUGACAUUUCUCUGAGAGUUGUCUAAAAAUGCAAAUACGGGUCCGUAUUUGACUUUGGAUUCAGGAGCAGAUCCAGCAGAGAUGCAUUUCCUCCUCCAACGAGAUAAAGAUGUAUUCAUGUGAAAUAAACACCAGCAAACUGAAUCCAACGCCAUGUCACAAGCAGCGAGGGAAUCGGCGUAACCCGUUUUUCUGAUUUCCUAGUUUUGCUCAGAUUUAUGCCGUCUCCCUGUAGUGUGCACCUGAUAGGAUGAGCAUGAGGGAUGUCUUUGCGUGACGACUACGCUAGUAACAAGAGGAUGAUCAAAUCAACAGCCGGCGAAUCAGAUUAUGAUAAUGCUGUUAACAAUAAUGUGUGGCUAAUGGAUGGAGCUUGGUGUGUAUGAAAGAGUGUUUCAGAGGUGUGUUUCCGCCUGUGAGUUCCACCUGCUGUUUGUAUGUUGUUGACUUUGACAGUGUUGGUCCGUGAUGGUUUGUUUCAUCAGAAAUAAAAUUAUUAUAGAAAGGGGCUGGAAAAUAUCUUUGUGCCCUUUAAGGACUAUUUAGAGUAUUUCUUGGCUAAAAUGAUCUCAGGAACUCUUUGUAAACUUCAAUGAGGAUGAAUUGUAAACUGUGAAACUUAAAGCUCCAGUAGGUAACUUUUAGCUGGUUCUGAAACAGGCUGAAAUGAACAGUGAGGCUUCUCUAUGAGCUGCUAAAGUAGACAAGACCACAGAGAGUGAUUUUUCUAACUGUUAAAACACAGAGAGAGGAUAAGUCACGUCUGAAAAGAUUACUUCAAAAAUAAAGGACAAGAUCAGCAAAAAAUUAAAGCUAUUAUUUUGUCCACAAGGGGCGCCAAAACUCACACAAAGAGUUCAUAAACUAAAACAAACUUUGUUCAAAAACUUGGGUUUGCAUAUUUUCAUUAGCAGGCGACAGAUAUCAACUUAAAAAAGGUCUGAUGCCAGUACAGGUUAGCAGAUGUCUGAUAUAUAAUGUGGAUUUCAUGUUGUUGUUGUUUUUUUCUGCAUAUGACAAAACACAAAAAUGUAAUAAUACCAAAAUGAGAGAAACAAAAUGGCUGAACUUCAGUUAAUAUUUUAUUGAAUAAAAUUUGGGGGGACAAUUCUUGGCUCAAUUAAAUACUGAGGACUCUUUGAUUUUUGUCUCAUGGUUUAAAAUAAUAAAGAAAAAAAAAGUAAAUAUUUGGGUUAAAAUUUAACAGAAGGGUUUCAUGUCAAAAUUUACUAUUCAAAACUCAUUAGACUCUUGUAAUAACGGUUAUUUGUGUUAGUAACAGGCUGUUUUUAAUGAAUUAGAUAACGCUGAUAUUAACAACAAAAGCAACGUGAAACUGGGUUAUUCUAUACAUCUUAGCUUAAUUAAUAUUUAUCCUAACCAGUAAAUGUUUUAAGGUUUAAUUUGCUGUCAUUCAGGAUGGAUAAAUGUCUUUUCAUUUCCUGCUAAAUUUAGUAAAUUGUCUUUUUCUAUCAGUAAUCCCACAUUUGAAUUGAAUGUGCUCAUAUUCAAAUGUAUGUGAAAUAACAAAAAAUGUGAUGAAAAUAUAAAUUUCUGCUAUCUAAAUGACACAAAUAUAUGUUUGAUAACACAAACUUCACUACACUACAGCCUGAGCCAAACCAGCAUAAUCAUCAAAACCACACCUCAGUCAUGCAAACAACCAAAUAAAAGCUUUAAAUAACCAUAACCCUACAUCGGGAAUCUGAGUACGUUUUUAAUUAAUCAGACAAUUUCCGUUUGACCAUGACAGUAAGAGGGAUACAGAUAUAUGUAAGUAUUUAAGGCUCAUCAAGGGCCCCCCUGCUCGGGGAAAGACACAGCUGUGGUACGUGAUAAGUAUUUUUGAAAAAUAACCUUUAAAAUGCGCAGGUUUAAAUGGCUCAUCCCAAGUUUACUUAUAUGUUUAGGUGAUUUUACAUCCGUUUAAACAUAUUUUAUGAAUAUUAUUAUUGUCCUCCGUAAUGAUGCCUACUACGGACUGUUCCUUAAAGAAGGUUAUUUCUACAAGAAUAAAAACCAUAAUUAAAACAGAAAUGUAUUCAAACAAAAUUGGUUACUCCUAUAGAAAUAUUAAAAAUAUUUAAUUUGCUGAGUCUAAUGCAUUUUGGAAUAAACCGUGAGGAACUUUGAGUUUCUGUUGAUUUUGGCGCCCCCUGUGGACAAAUCAAUCUUUCUGUAUUUCAUCUUCUACAUGCUUCAUUAAUGUCUUUGUACAAAAACUCUUCAGGCUGACUUUUGUCCAUUCAAGCUUAAAUUUAGUGUGAAUAUUUAAAAUUAGGUCAAAUUAAAGCUGCUUCUUAACCCGCUCAGCCGACACCUCCCAUUUAGGCAAAAAAAAAAAUCAGGGUAUAAAACUUGUGAAUUUUGCUGCUGAUGGUCUUGUUUGCUUUCGUGUAUCAUAAAAAGAAUCCCUAUGAAUUUUGGUUUAUUUCUCAGACAUUUAAGAAAACUCCCUACUGGAGCUUUAAUGCGUGCCACUCUUUAAGAGGAAAAUGGCUGAUGUCAAAUCUCGCCUUGAGGCGCAGGGUGUACCUGUUAUAUCUUCCCCUCCCUGUGUUUGGUUCCACUCGUCCUGAUCAGCCGUCAUGAAGCUUGAAGAACAAGCUCAGGAGUUGAAUAGGUGUGAAAGCAGUGAAUUAACAACAAGACAAUAAAUCUUCUUCCUUUUUUCUGACAGGGUUUCAUAAAAGAAAAUCAUUUCCUUUGUUUUCAAUCGUUUUAAAAGCUUGUUUUAUCAUGUUAAUGUGGCACGGUGAGGAGGAGACCCCGUCUAGUAUCAUUUAAAAGCUUUUAAGUUUGUUCUCAUCCAAACAAAGCUGUUCUAGGUUAUGACCCGUUUAAGAGAGAAAAUGGUGAUAUCUUCCUUCUUUAGAGACUUAAGAAAGGAAAACAUAAAGUAAACAAAACCUUUAACAUCUACAGAAAAAACUAAGAUAUUCCUAUAAUUAUGUGCAUCAGGAAUAUUGUUUUCUUACUACCCUUAAAAUGACCCUAUAAAAGCACUGUUUGAAUAUAAACUAUCCUGUCUGGAACUAAGAUUGUAUUUUUAUGCUGUGGUACACAACAUGAGUCAAUCUUGUGCACAUAAAAUCCUCUAUAAAACAAACAUAUAGGUUUUUUUAUCCCCCCCUCUGUCCCCCUUUUGUCUCCUCCGUCCACCCAGGAGACAGACUGCAGAGGAGAGGGAGGCCGAGAGGCAGCAGGCCAACCGGCUGAUGCUGCAGCUUCAGCAGGAAGCUUUCCAGAAGACGUUGAGCCAGCCGCUGCAGCCGGACCCGCUCUGCCUGCACAACUCCUCCCUGUACGCCCUGCAGAACCUGCAGCCCUGGGCGGACGACAAUAAGGUGACCUCCGUCACCUCCGUGGCAUCUGUAGUUUGAGCGUGUGUGUACAUGAGUGUGUGUGUAGAUGAGACGAGAGACAGAGGGGGGAGUUUUUAUCAAAGUGUGGAUGGACAGCAGGGAGGCAGAUUUCUGUCGUGUCUGACGUUCAAAAACGCAGCACCAUUAUGGGAUGGUCAUAGGUACAGAAUAAUGGAUGGACUUUGUGCUCCCUCACUCAUUGAUCCUUUCCAGCAACAUGGUGGGGUAACUGCCGAGACCUACACAACACUGUGUGCGGACUUCCCAGCUCAGGAGCCGCACUGACAUUUCUGUUUGUCAAAUUUAGACGAGUCCACCACUGUUAUCUUGAAUAUCUGAAGUAUGUUGAGUCAUUUUCCUGCCUCACACCACGUUUCCGCUUUCCCUUCAGCUGUCGGUCUAAAAGAGAGGAGGGCACUUUAUCCAUAAGUGCCGGGAAACAAACGGACACCUCUGUACAUGCCCAACUAUCAAGACUGUGCCCCCCCCUCUUUGUGCCUCUGGAUCCCCCACGAGGCUGCAGAGACUCUCUGCCGACAAUGGCAAAAAAAGACCUCCUGUUUUUCGCUUUUGACUUUGUACAAUGUAGUAAAAUGCAUGUUUCAACCCUUUUCUGUGUGCACUCGGACGUACCAUUGAAGUCAGCUGCCAUGGAGGUGGACUGCAGUGUUCAAGUGGUAGAGGAUUGGUGGAUCUCCUGAUGAUGAAUUCCUCUUAAUUAUGUUCAAUUUAAAGGUGUUUUAUAUUAAAUGAUAUUGUGACUUUUUGAAAAGAUGACAAA